Molecule: messenger RNA, 1412 nt
Organism: Vicia villosa (hairy vetch)
Lineage: Eukaryota; Viridiplantae; Streptophyta; Magnoliopsida; Fabales; Fabaceae
Product: F-box/FBD/LRR-repeat protein At1g13570-like
Exons: 6
Coding region: 1-1242 (413 amino acids)
Source: RefSeq, a predicted model, not a curated record
AUGGCGGAGAUUGCAACUGAACAAGCUGCAGGAGAGAAUCUGGAUCCUUUAUUAAAAAGGAACGAGAGUAUUUGGGGAUGUGCUGAAAGUGGAGCAAUGACUGAUAGAGCAUCUCAAUUGAGACACGGCAGGGUAGCACAUCAUGCUUCUAUGCGGAGAGAAAGGAGUCAGGGUGGUUCUGUAAAAGCACAAGCUAUGGAAGUAUUCCCUGAUGUCGUAUUAGAUGUUACGAUAUCUUAUACCAGAUUUAUAAACCAGACCGUCUUAUCUCUUCCUUAUUCGAACCCGUAUUAUGGAGGAGGGAAACGAGACGAAAAUAUCAGCAACAACUGGGUUUAUUACGGGACAGCUCAUGAUGUUCAUAUCGAUUUAUUACGCGCCUGUGCAUUUGGCAUUCUCUUCUCUUGUAAGGAAUUGACUUUCCUCAAACUUAGUUCAAUUUUCUUGUCAAUUCCACCUAAUUUCAACGGCUUUAAAAAAUUGCUUGAACUUCACUUGUUUCGUAUUGAAUUUGAGUCCGGUGCAAUUGAGAGUCUUGUGUCUGGUUGUCCUUUACUUGAGAAGCUCAAGAUUAAAUCAUGUGAUGGUUGUGAUUAUCUUGUUAUAUCUUCUCCUUCUCUCAAAGUCUUAGUGCUAGAAUUGUACGAUACAAAGUCAAUUUGUCUCAAGGAAGCAAAGAAUCUUAUCGAUUUUACACUCAAAACAAAUCCGACUAGAGGUUUGAUCAAAAGUUUGCCAAAAAUUAAGAAGUUUUCUCUGGACAAUUGGAUAAAGGAAUCAUAUGCAGAUAUCAUUCUUCCCCCGCUGCUAACAAGUUCAUUCAGCUCUUUGGAGUAUCUGGAAUUGGAUGACUUGAGUUUGAAUGAUGAAGGAGACUUUUUGUAUUUUGUCAGUGUUCUCAAAAGUUCUCCUAGGUUGAUUGAACUUGUUAUUAGACAGAGAUUAAAAGAUGUUGAUGCCACACAAGUGUCGGACCAUUCCAAGGAGUUAGAAUGCCGAAAUUGUUUCCUUAAGCUUCAGACAGUGAAUCUCCACGUUAGUACUAACUCGCAGCAUGGAAUGAGUUUGAUACAAUUCAUACUUGCAAAUUCUCCUUCAUUAAAGACCCUUAAUUUUUGGUGUGAUUUUGAAUUAGAUACACCUAUGUUGUUAAACAUUUCAAAAGACUUGUUACGGAUGGAACGAGCAUCACCAAAAGCACAGGUUGCUUUCCUUCAUCUUAAAGGAGUGGUACUACUUUAAGGGAAUGAGAGUAUUUGGGGUUUUGGUGAAAGUGGAUGUGUUGUAUGAUGUAAUGAACUUGUACUGAUGUAGCCAGAUUGUACCCACUUGUGAGAUGAAGAGGUGAAUAUCUACGUCUGAGCUGGUGCAAUGAGUUUACUUGCAAACUCUCCUUCAUUAGAGACUCUUAA